Messenger RNA from Ichthyophthirius multifiliis, 1014 nucleotides. RefSeq lists its product as hypothetical. Lineage: Eukaryota; Ciliophora; Oligohymenophorea; Hymenostomatida. The transcript has 4 exons. The record is from RefSeq and is a predicted model, not a curated record.
AAAGGGAUAAGAAAAUGAUAAAAAUUUAUAAAAAAAAGAAGAAAGUUAACCUUUCUAUAAAUAAUUAUCAAGAGAGAAAAUACAAUAAAUAAAAGUAAAAAUUAUUAAAUAAUAAAUUUUUAAUAAAAAUAAUAAAAGGCAAUAAAGCAUCCUCCUAAACCUGUUGGUCAUUAUCGUGUUAAAUAUACAGUUAUAGACAAAAACCCACAUUUAGUAUGGAAUAUGUUAAAUGUUCAUAAAUAAUAUGAAUAAAAUAAAUAAAAAUUAAAUAUGAAAACAAAGUCUUCGACAUAAUAAAUGAAUUAAACUUUAGAAUUCGAUUUAAGAAGACCAAUUCCAGAUAAAUUAUUAAAAAGGACAACUGGUUUUAUAGACUUAGGAAGAUAAUAAUCAAGGUAAAUAUAUAUUUUUAUAAAUUCUUAUAUAUUUAUAAAAAGAGGAGCCUUACUUAUUAAUUAAAAAAAUAAUCCUCACGAAAGUCAAUUUGAAACAAUUCGAUAUUCGAAAUAUUUUUCGAAAAUAAAAAAUAUACCUUCUUUUAAUAUAAAAGCAUCUUUAGGAAGAGAGGAUAAUAAAAUAUACGAAAAUAAAGAAUUUGCACCUGAUUAUAAUCCAAAUUACGAAUUCGGUAAAAAAACACUCGGUUCUUGUGGACCUAGUUUUCAUAAAAUUCCUGCAAGAAAAACAUUUGAAAAAAAAACAAUAACAUAUAAUGAAAAUUUUUAUAAUUUAAACGAUUAUAAAAACAAAUCUAUUAUAUUUAAAAAUACUACAUGUCCUGAUUUUAAAAGAAUGUUACCAAGAGAAAGAGAUUUAAAAUCUCCUUUACCUAGUUUUAUGCAAUAAUUUGUUAAUUCUAGAACUUAAUUAACUUGUCUUUCACAUAAAAUGCUUAAAUAAAACAAUUAUUUUGAAGGCAGAUUCUAAAGUACAGAAUCUCAAUUUAAGGCAUUCAAAAAGCCUUAACCCAAAGAAUAAGAUUCAGAUGAUUCAAUGGAAUAUAAUUAAGAAUGA